This is a messenger RNA of Botrytis fragariae, 2256 nucleotides long. Its product is annotated as putative hexose transporter protein. The record is from RefSeq and is a predicted model, not a curated record. The transcript has 8 exons. Gene Ontology annotation, biological process: transmembrane transport; carbohydrate transport. Bases 1 to 2256 code for a protein of 751 amino acids. Gene Ontology annotation, molecular function: carbohydrate:proton symporter activity. NCBI's taxonomy places the organism in Eukaryota, Fungi, Ascomycota, Leotiomycetes, Helotiales, Sclerotiniaceae. Gene Ontology annotation, cellular component: membrane.
AUGAUGUUUCCGACUAAAGCCCCUCGCGUCGACAGAGAUGUUCUCGCGUCCGCCUCUCAUCUAACGAAUAAACAUGGCCCUUGGUGGCAUGAUCGAGGAUUGCUCAAACUCAAUCUUCUUAUCAUGAUACCAUUGAUGAGUGAAUAUGUGCAGGGUUAUGAUGCCAGUCUCAUUAACAACGUGCAGCAGUUGAAGAGUUGGCAGAAUGAAUUCCAUAACCCAAAGGGCUCACUCUUAGGUAUUUUGUCGGCGAGUUAUUGGGUGGGAAAUGUCUUGGGAGUAUUCUUUAUCACGCCGCUGAGUGAUAGAUUUGGCAGAAGAAUGGCGCUGUUCUUUGGUAGUGUGGUUGCAAUACUUGGGACAGCUCUUUGCACCGGAGCCAUUAAUGAUGGAGAUCAGACGUAUAAUGAGAUAUGGAAAGGAGAUACAGAAGAGCGUUAUGAAAUAAAGGCUGAUGAAAACUUAGCUGGUAUGUUUAUUGCCGGCAGACUUCUAUUGGGGAUUGGAGGAGUGGUCGUUGGGGCCAUUGGACCUGUACUAGUAGCAGAACUUGCAUAUCCGGAUCACCGUGCAACCGCCACUGCGCUCUCAAACACCCAAUACUCAAUGGGCUCGAUAAUCGCUGCCUGGGUAACUUUUGGUACAUUUCGAUUGAACUCCACAUGGUCAUGGCGCAUUCCCUCAAUCUUUCAAGCUUUGCCCUCUGUCGGCCAGGCACUUGGUAUUUUCUUUCUUCCCGAAUCACCUCGUUGGCUUGUGAGCCAAGGUCGUGAAGAUGCUGCUUUGGAUGUACUAUCCAAGUAUCAUGCCAAUGGAGAUAGAGAAGAUGAGAUUGUACAGUUUGAAUACAGGGAGAUAGUCGGAACAAUCGAGUUGGAGAUCUCAGCAAAGCAAUCGAGGUGGAGUGAAAUGUGGAGAGGUAAAGGAAACCAAUGGAGAAUGUUUAUUAUGAUUUUCUUCGGAAUCUGUAAGCAAUGGUCAGGAAAUGGCGUAGUAUCCUAUUACCUACAUACAAUGCUCGACGACGUUGGAAUCACAACUACAUUCCAACAAACCCUCAUCACUGCAACCUCCCAAAUGUUCUCCUUUGCUUGUUCUGUCGGCUUUGCGUUUCUACCCGCUCGAGUAGGUCGUCGACCUCUUUUGCUCUGGUCAAUGGGUCUAAUGUGGCUUGUCUUUACAAUAAUCACCAUCCUUACUGGCGUGUUCACCCACACUGGAUCAAAAUCCGCUUCUUAUGCUUCGGUUGCUUUUAUAUAUCUGUACAGCGGAGUACACAAUUUGGGAUGGACAGGUGCCAUGAUGCUUUAUGUGGUCGAGAUUUUGCCGUACACGUUGCGUGCCAAAGGUAUUUCACUAUUUUGGUUAGUCACUGGCUUAGCGGGUGCAUUCAAUACCUAUGUGAACCCGUUAGGUCUUGCAAGAUUUGGUUGGAAGUUCUAUUUCUUCUAUGUGGCAUGGAUCGCCGUCGAAUUUGUCGUGGUGUACUUUGCUUGUCCUGAAACGAAGGGAACGAGUUUGGAAGAUGUGGCUUUAGUCAUUGAGGGAAGCGAUGCCAAAGUUAGCAAGAUGAAUCCAGUGAAAGAGGCGGCUCCCAAGAACCUACCACCCGCAGCCAAGCAAGCAAAGAUUCUGGAGUGGUUUCGAACCUCCAUGGGAGUCUAUUCCUUCAAAGAACUUGAGAAACUACUCCCAUCUGUCGGCUCGAUCAAUGGCAUGCUAGUGAAAGAAUACAUCCAAGCGCUCACAGACGAGAAUUUAAUCCGAGUCGAGAAAAUUGGAAGUGGCAAUUGGUAUUGGUCAUUUACUUCAGAUGCCAAGAAGAGCAAAGAAAAUCUGAUCAACAAAUUGAAGGAUGAGGAAACUAAAUUAUUGGCUUCAAUUGCGGUUGCUGAACAAGAGGUUACAAAGGAAAUGACAAAACGUCAAGAGGACGAUGAAAUGCUCCUUGAUGGUGGAUCAGACAGACACGCUUUGAUGGACGCUUAUGAGGCUCUUGUGAAGGAGAACGACGCUCUUGAUAAGGAAUUGGCUCUCUACAGUGAUAACGAUCCUGCUGAGAUCUUUCGAAAAUCGGAGGAAACAAACAAACUUAAGGAGAGCACUUUAAGAUGGACCGACAACCUUGAAUCACUUGAAUCAUUCUUGGUCAGCUUGACGGGAGACCGAGCUCAAGCUGGAGAGAUCAUGUAUCGAGCUUGUGGUGAGGACUAUGUAGUCGGGGAAGGGUUGAAAGAAUUAGCGGUCCCAAAUUAG